Molecule: messenger RNA, 4423 nt
Organism: Alosa sapidissima (American shad)
Lineage: Eukaryota; Metazoa; Chordata; Actinopteri; Clupeiformes; Clupeidae
Gene: ptk7a
Product: protein tyrosine kinase 7a
Exons: 20
Coding region: 313-3555 (1080 amino acids)
Biological process (GO): homophilic cell-cell adhesion; synapse organization; protein phosphorylation
Cellular component (GO): axon; plasma membrane; neuronal cell body
Molecular function (GO): protein kinase activity; ATP binding; axon guidance receptor activity
Source: RefSeq, a predicted model, not a curated record
UGAGGGAAACGCGAUGCUGGAGAAGGGGACGAACUUUCCUGCUCUCACAACAGCCACCCGCAAAGAAGAAGAAAAAAUCCUUGUUUCAGUUGCCAACUCUACCCAAGGUUAUGGUGAAACACCAUAGACUUGUGACCACAUGCGCUUUCUUACAGUUAAACUGGACUGUUCGCUUUUGAAUGGUUGCAGGAACAAGUGGGAAUAUUCAAGGAUUUAGCCAACUGCACACCAGUAGAUAUCGUUUAACUCCUUCAUAUCCCAUAUCCUAUCUGAAACUAUUUUGUCCGAUCGACUAUUUCUUUAAGCGCAAACAUGAGUUUAUCGCAUGGAGAUAAGGGACAGCGUCGCCGACGACAAUUGGUGUUGAAUAGACUACCUUAUGUACGGGUGCCGCUGUCGACAAAGGGAGCCACUGUUUUCGCGAUCCUGGCGUUGUUCAGUAAAGUACUCUGUGCACAUGCUGCCUACCUCCAGUUUAGUGAGGAGCCGAAGUCCCAGGAUGCAUUGCACGGUCGCAGUGCAAUGCUGCGUUGUGAGGUCAGCAGCCUGGAGGACGUGGCCUACACCUGGCUGCAGAAUGGAGUGCCAGUGGCAAACACCGAAAGGCGCUACCAGGAGGGCGGGAACCUGAAGUUCACCGCUGUGGAUCGAACCCUCGAUUCUGGAAACUUCCAGUGUGUGGCCCUAAUCAAUGGCACAGGAGCAGAAGCACGUUCCAACAACGCCUCCUUCAAUAUCAAAUGGUUGGAGAGCGGUGCAGUCACACUUCAGGAGCCAGCUUCAGAGGCAGACAUCGAGAGCUCCUCCCUUGUGACGUUACGUUGCAAUAUCGAUGGGCAUCCACGGCCAACAUGCCGCUGGUUCAGAGAUGGCGAUCAUCUCACAGAGCGGGAUAAAAUCCAUCGCAUCAACAACAAAGAGCGAACACUCACACUAGCUAGCGCCACACCGGACAGCAACGGGGUUUACUACUGCUGCGGCAAGAACCCUGCUGGACACACCUGCAGCAGCCUCAACUUCACCCUCAACAUCGUUGAUAAAAGUUAUCCUCAGCCAGUGGUGAAGCCAGAAGAUCUGGUGGUACUCAAGAACGAGGAAGCCAUGUUCCACUGCCAGUUCACCGCUGAACCACCACCCACAGUUGUCUGGUAUCAUGAGGAUGAACCCAUCGCCAACAAGUCUCGGGUAUUCUUGAUGGGAAAUGGCUCACUUUUCAUCACCCAGGUGAAACCGCGGAACACUGGGAUGUACAAGUGUGUGGGCAAAGGGCCGCAAGGUCAAGCUGUAGCCCUAGAAGCAUCAUUGCGACUGGCUGAGCUGGAGGACAUGGUUAGCAGUAUGUCUCGCGUCUUCACGGCAGACUCCUUGGAGCGGGUGGCCUGCCGCGCCCCUCGUGGGCACCCCGAGCCUGAGGUGUGGUGGGAGAGGGAGGGGGAAAGGCUCCCUGAGGAGGGCCGUGUGCACCAGAACGGCCUGGACCUUGUCUUCAGCCCCACACAAGGAGAUGACACUGGACUCUAUAUUUGUGUGGCUCAGAACAAGGCUGGUAUGAAGAAGCAAGAGUUGACCGUGACUGUGGCCACACCACCAGUUUGGGUUCAGAAGCCGCCAGAGAAGAGUCAACUGCGAGAGGGUCAGGCAGGGUACCUGCACUGUCAUGCCAAAGCUAAUCCUGAGCCAGAGGUCAUUUGGUACAGAAACCAUGCCCCUAUUGAAAACGAGGAUGUGCGCUUUAAGCAGUUUCCUAAUGGGACCCUGCGCAUUAACACUGUGGAGGUAUAUGACAAGCACAUACAGUAUGGCUGUAUGAUCAGAAAUGAAGCUGGGAGGCUGACUGCAUACGCCAGUGUGUUUGUACUAGAGCGUCUGAAAUUCACGCCCACCCCUCAGUCCUCCCAGUGCCUGGAGCUGGAUAAGGAGGGUAGUGUGCAGUGCUCUGCAAGGGGACAAGAAACCCCCGUCAUCCAGUGGAUCAAAUCUGAUGGCAGUGAGAUCCCGCCCUGGGUGACACAAACAGGGGGUACGCUUCAGUUCUCAAAGGUGAUGCAGGCGGAUGCUGGGAACUACACCUGUGUGGCCUCCAACAGCCUGCAGGGGGAGAUCCGAGCGGAGGUGGAGCUCACUGUGGCAGAGUAUGUUUCCUUCAAGCUGGAGCCGGAGAACACCACUGUGUACCAGGGCCACACGGCCGUUCUGCACUGCCAGGCCAGUGGAGAUCCUGCUCCCUUCAUUCAGUGGAAGAAGAAAGACGCAAGGGCCAUUAGGAGCAGGUACCAAACAAUGCCUAAUGGGUCUCUGGUCAUUCACGAUGUGAGCAUGGAGGACACAGGAAGCUACAUCUGCAUCGCUGGGAAUAAGUGCAACAUUGGCCACACCUCUGCAGAACUCUAUGUCGUGGAGAAGCCUGUGCAGCACUCACUGGAAGUUGAGAAAACCCCAUAUAAGAUGAUUCAAACCAUUGGCCUGUCAGUUGGAGCAGCUGUAGCCUACAUCAUUAUUGUGCUGGGCCUCAUGCUUUACUGCAAGAGGAGACGCAAUGCAAAACGUCUGCAGAAGGGCCCUGACGAGGGGGAGGAGCCAGAAAUGGAGUGCCUUAAUGGGGGCGCCACUGUUCAGCAGAAUGGCCAGGCCACAGCACAGAUCCAGGAGGCGGUCGCCCUGACCAACAUGGCUGCCACAGGAAAUGCCAACAAACGCCACAGUACCCACGACAAGCUUCAUUUCCCCCGAGCCAACCUAAGCAAUAUCACAACACUAGGGAAGGGGGAGUUUGGCGAGGUGUUCCUAGCCAAGGUGAAGCUCUCGGAGGACGAAGACGAGGCAGUCGUGCUGGUGAAGAGUCUGCAGACGAGGGACGAGCAGCUUCAACAGGAGUUUCGUCGAGAGGCCGACAUGUUUUCCAAGCUGUGCCAUGCAAACAUUACACGCAUCCUGGGCAUGUGCAGGGAGGUGGAUCCACAUUACAUGAUACUGGAAUAUGCUGACAUGGGAGAUCUGAAGCAGUUCUUGAGGAACUCCAAAAGUAAAGAUGAAAAAGUCAAGGUACUCAGUACGAAGCAAAAAGUGUCAGUUUGCCUGCAGGUUGCUAAAGGGAUGGAACACCUGUCUAACCAACGUUUUGUGCACAAAGACUUGGCUGCGAGGAACUGUCUCAUCAGCUCCAAACGCCAUGUCAAAAUAUCAGCACUGUGUCUGAGUAAAGACGUGUACCACAGUGAGUACCAUCACUACCGACAAGCUUGGAUUCCCCUGCGCUGGCUUCCCGCCGAAGCUGUCUUUGAGGACGACUUCUCCACCAAGACAGAUGUGUGGGCAUUUGCCGUGCUUGUGUGGGAGAUCUUCAGUUUUGGAGAGCUUCCAUAUGCUCCUUUGGCUGAUGACAAGGUCCUAGAGGGUCUUCAGGAAGGGAAGCUGAAGUUGCCUCCUCCACACGGUUGUCCAUCACGGGUUUAUAAGCUGAUGAUGCGCUGCUGGGCCCCAAGCCCCAAAGACCGUGUGUCAUUCAGUGACAUUGUUACUGCCCUCAGUGAGCUGCCCUCUGAAAGCAAAGUCUAAAAUGGCCAUGGUGCUUUUCUCUCUCUCUCUCUCUCUCUCUCUCUUUCUCUCUCUCUCUCUGUGUAUGUAUGUGUGUGUGUGUGUGUGUGUGUGUGUGUGUGUGUGUACGCGUGUGUAUGUGUGUGUGUGUGUAUCUGUGUCUGUUUUACUGUAUGUGGCAAGACACAUAACUGAAAUACUCUAUUUUUCCACCAUGGAAUACUCCCCAAAACAUAUUUUAUUUUAUGGGGUGAUGCAAAUGUACUGGCCAACCAGAUGCCAUUUACAAAGGUGUUUGACUUUUGUGAAAGUAAAGUUCAAUGAAAUUAUUCUCUUUAUCUUAUCAGUGGUUCAAGGUUUCUUUUGCUUGAACAUAGUGUGUGAAACACAAUGUAAAGGCCAUGCACUGAUUCAUUGUUUAUUUUAAAUCACAGUUUUGUUUAUUUUAUAUAGCUGGAAUUUUUCAUGUCUGUCCUCAAGGUCUUUUUAAAUGUCAUUGUAUUGUACAUAAAGGUACUGUUUAUGUUUAUGUGUCUUUAUAUUGUUCAAAUGUAUUUUUGUAUGCAUUGAAUAAUUCCCCAGGAAAGAUUUGUAAAUAAAAAAUGGUGUAGUUAUGACCGAACUUCACUUAAAUCCUAAGUGCCUGUUUCAAUGAAGGAUUUUUUUUCUAUAGUAGCAUAUGUUAUUAACUUUCAAAAUGAUUUGUACAUUUAUGCAUUUUGUAUUUUCAUCCUGAUGUUUUAUACUGUAGUGUUUUUACAUUUAUUUUAACAUGUAUAAAAACGUAUAUCCUAUGUUUGACUGAGUCCACUAAUAUAACCGUUAAGCGUAUGCUACCUACCAUCUCAAAGAACUCUGUCAUGACAUGCUGCAAAUACAAUUAAACUAC